UAGCGCCAUCUGCUCGCGGCGCCGCCUCCUGCUCCUCCCGCCGCCGCCCUGAGUCACUGCCUGCGCAGCUCGGGCCGCCCGGCUCCCCGCGCUUGCCACCGGAGAGCUGAGCUGGAAAACGAAAUCUGUCAUUUUUGAAAAUAUUUGGCAUUUGUGCAACAUGGCAGACAUCGACAACAAAGAACAGGCUGAACUUGAUCAAGAUUUGGAUGAUGUUGAAGAAGUAGAAGAAGAAGAGACUGGUGAAGAAACAAAAAUCAAAGCACGUCAGCUGACUGUUCAGAUGAUGCAAAAUCCUCAGAUUCUUGCAGCCCUUCAAGAAAGACUUGAUGGUCUGGUAGAAACACCAACAGGAUACAUUGAAAGCUUGCCUAGGGUAGUUAAAAGACGAGUGAAUGCUCUUAAAAACCUUCAAGUUAAAUGUGCACAGAUAGAAGCCAAAUUCUAUGAGGAAGUUCAUGAUCUUGAAAGAAAGUAUGCUGUUCUUUAUCAGCCUCUGUUUGAUAAGCGAUUUGAGAUCAUUAAUGCCAUUUAUGAACCUACAGAAGAAGAAUGUGAAUGGAAACCAGAUGAGGAAGAUGAAAUUUCGGAGGAGCUAAAAGAAAAGGCCAAGAUUGAAGAUGAGAAAAAGGAUGAAGAAAAAGAAGAUCCCAAGGGAAUUCCUGAGUUUUGGUUGACUGUUUUUAAGAAUGUUGACUUGCUCAGUGAUAUGGUUCAGGAACAUGAUGAACCUAUUCUGAAGCACUUGAAAGAUAUUAAAGUGAAGUUCUCAGAUGCUGGUCAACCUAUGAGUUUUGUCUUAGAAUUUCACUUUGAACCCAAUGAAUAUUUCACAAAUGAAGUGUUGACAAAGACAUAUAGGAUGAGGUCAGAACCAGAUGAUGCUGAUCCCUUUUCUUUUGACGGACCAGAAAUUAUGGGUUGUACAGGGUGCCAGAUAGAUUGGAAAAAAGGGAAGAAUGUCACUUUGAAAACGAUUAAGAAGAAGCAGAAACACAAGGGGCGUGGGACAGUUCGCACUGUGACCAAGACAGUCUCUAAUGACUCUUUCUUUAACUUUUUUGCCCCUCCUGAAGUUCCUGAGAGUGGAGAUCUGGAUGAUGAUUCCGAAGCCAUCCUUGCUGCAGACUUUGAAAUUGGUCACUUUUUACGUGAGCGUACAAUCCCAAGAUCAGUGUUAUACUUCACUGGAGAAGCUAUUGAAGAUGAUGACGAUGAUUAUGAUGAAGAAGGUGAAGAAGCGGAUGAGGAAGGGGAAGAAGAAGGAGAUGAGGAAAAUGAUCCAAACUAUGACCCAAAGAAGGAUCAAAACCCAGCAGAGUGCAAGCAGCAGUGAAGCAGGAUGUAUGUGGCCUUGAGGAUAACCUGCACUGUAAUAGCCUAAACACAACUCUUAUUUACUUACAGCCUUAUGUUUUUGUAUUUUCUUGGUAGACUCAGAAGUUUUUUUUAAAGGAAAGGAACUGAUAUUUUAAAGACCAAAUUUGUUCUACUUAACAUUUUAACUAGUUUUUCUGCCAGCUGCAUCGAAUGCACAGAAUCUCUCACGCAUGUUCGUCCGUUGCUAUAUAGUUUGGUUCUUCUUGGAGUAUUUUUAUCGUGUAACUGUUAGAUUAAAGCUAUGAAAAUGAACAGAACUGUGAAAUGAACUAGAUUUUUUUGUCUUGCUAAGUUUUUUUCCUGAAGAACCAAAGUAUUUUUUCAGCUGGUUGAAUGGGUUUAAGUUUGCUUGCAAGAGCUGUGCCUUUCAUUACUUUGUUACAGAAAUACAAUGAGUUACAUUAAGACAAUUCAUCAUUUAAAAAGCAAAACUUGUCAAGUAAAGUAUAUGGUUAAGAAUUUCCAGUAAGACUACACCUGAUAAUUUAGAUUAACAGGUUUUUGUAUGUCAGGUGACAUUAGUUACUAUAAGAAAAGCUUAUUAACUAAUAGUGUGGUUGUUGGUUAUCAUAGGGAGGUGAAUAAAACCUAGUAUUUUCAGAAAAAAAAAAAA
Molecule: messenger RNA, 1993 nt
Organism: Cervus elaphus (red deer)
Lineage: Eukaryota; Metazoa; Chordata; Mammalia; Artiodactyla; Cervidae
Product: nucleosome assembly protein 1-like 1
Exons: 1
Coding region: 161-1336 (391 amino acids)
Biological process (GO): nucleosome assembly
Cellular component (GO): chromatin; nucleus
Molecular function (GO): chromatin binding; histone binding
Source: RefSeq, a predicted model, not a curated record